AUGAGGUCCACCCUGCCUGUCCUCCUCUGCCUCGGGACCCUCCCCAAGCCCAAGCUGUGGGCAGAACCAGGCCCUGUCAUUCCCCGUGGAAAGUCAGUGACCCUCUGGUGUCAGGGAUCACAGGACGCCACGUGGAACUGUCUCAGUAAGGAAAAACCCUGGAGCCCCACAUGCAGAAGACCCUUACAGGGUCCAGGGAACAGGGCCAUGUUCCCCAUCCCCACCAUGACUGCGCAGGACGUAGGGGGAUAUCAAUGCUACCAUCAGAGCCCUGCUGGCUUCUCACAGCACAGUGACCCCCUGGAGCUGGUGGUGACAGGAUUCUACAGCAAACCCAGGCUCUCAGCCCUGCCCAGCCCUGUGCUGACCUCAGGAGGGAACGUGACCCUCCAGUGUGGCUCAUGGAAGGAAUUUGACGGCUUUAUUUUGGUGAAGAAAGGAGAACAAAACCUCACCUGGACCCUGGACUCACAGCAAAAACCCAGUGGGCAGUUCCAGGCCCAGUUCCCCGCGGGGCCUGUUAACCCCACCCACAGGUGGACAUUCACAUGUUACGGCUAUUAUAGGAGCAAACCCCAGGUGUGGUCAGAACCCAGUGACCCCUUGGACCUCCUGGUCUCAGGUCGGCUCAUGUCGGCAAGAGCCUAA
This is a messenger RNA of Ictidomys tridecemlineatus (thirteen-lined ground squirrel), 648 nucleotides long. Lineage: Eukaryota; Metazoa; Chordata; Mammalia; Rodentia; Sciuridae. The record is from RefSeq and is a predicted model, not a curated record.